This is a messenger RNA of Aplosporella prunicola CBS 121167, 2271 nucleotides long. RefSeq names its product glycoside hydrolase family 63 protein. The record is from RefSeq and is a predicted model, not a curated record. Gene Ontology annotation, cellular component: endoplasmic reticulum membrane. The transcript is spliced from 9 exons. Gene Ontology annotation, molecular function: Glc3Man9GlcNAc2 oligosaccharide glucosidase activity. Gene Ontology annotation, biological process: oligosaccharide metabolic process; protein N-linked glycosylation. NCBI's taxonomy places the organism in Eukaryota, Fungi, Ascomycota, Dothideomycetes, Botryosphaeriales, Aplosporellaceae. Bases 1 to 2271 code for a protein of 756 amino acids.
AUGAUUCUCCGGCACCUUUUUACCUUGGUUUUUGUCACCAUCUACUUCAUUUUCUCGUCCGAUGCGUCUCCUGACAACUCCUCGCUUGUAUGGGGCCCGUAUCGUCCAAAUUUGUACUUUGGCGUCAGGCCGCGGAUAUCUAAAACGCUGCUUACGGGGUUGAUGUGGUCUCGCAUGGAAAAUAACGAAACGGUGGAGCACGACCUCCGCCACACGUGCGAGCAAAAUGAAGGCAUGAACGGCUACGGCUGGACAGCCUAUGACCCUAGACAAGGCGGAUUGCAGAAUAUUCAUGAUGCAGGAAACAAGCUGGAUUUUAGCACCGAAUUUUUCAAAGCGCCCGACGGGCCACAUGGCGGUAAUUGGGGCGUGCGCGUCAGAGGAGUGCCCCGAUCUGACGCACAGCUCGGUUUGAUAACCAACGUUAUCUUCUAUGUUGGUAUGGAAGAGAUGGAAUCCAGCAGUAGCUCCAAUUUGGAGUGCGCAAAGUCAGAAGGCCAAGCUGUAGAAUGUCAAGGAGCCGCGCACAGCCUAGGGGAUUUUAAAUUUCAUAUCCAGGACCCGGAAGAUGGAAAACCAAGCCAAAUGACUUCAUUGACUGCAUUAUUAGUUCCAGAAGAAAAAAUCUGGCAGGGAAAGUCCGUAUUUACGGAUUAUGUUAAGAGUAAUUCGGAUUUCGAUCAUGUAUCUACACACGAUCCUCAAAAGGGGAACAUGGUUUUUGUACAGAAAGUUUUCCAGGAUUCGUUCGAGUUUGAUAUCCUGUUUUCUUCUCAGUCUGCAUCCCAACCCAUAACAUCAACGGACCUUGAUAAGGGCGUUAACAUCGCUCUCGAUUCUUUUUCGUCUCGAUUCAAAACUGUUUAUCCUCCUAAAUGGCCAUAUGACCAAGGAAGUUACGCCAACUGCUCGAGGGCUCUACUUUCUAAUCUCUUAGGCGGCCUCAACUUUGGUCACGGGAAGAUGAAAGUGGACAACUCUCAUGCUCCUGAAUACGAAGAAAAAGAUUUGGAUUUUUGGAAAAAGGUUGCAAGGGCCCAAGAAAGAGCUACUCCUGAGAUGGUUGGACCUUUUGAGCUAUUCAGUCUCAUUCCUUCUAGGCUAUUCUUUCCGCGAGGAUUUCUGUGGGAUGACGGCUUCCACUUGCUUUUUUGGUUCGCUCUCAUUGACGACGACGGCUGGAUCGCGAGAGAGCAGAUCCUUGGAGACGAGCCCCGUAGCAAGGUCCCUUCUGCUUUCCAAACUCAGUAUCCGCACCACGCAAAUCCUCCAGCGUUGUUCUUAGUGGUAGCGGCCUUCCUUGACCGACUCGGUGGAAAGGUGCCUUACAAUGGCGCUCCCUCAUAUUAUCUUAGCCACCCCGAUGCUGCAAAGGAGCUUUUCAACGGCCUUUACCCGUUGCUCAAGAGGCAGUACUCUUGGUCUCGCAAUACCCAGGCUGGGGAUUUAACCUCAUACUCUCGGCCAGAUUUUAUGUCAAAGGAGGGUUAUCGCUGGCAAGGCCGGACACCUCAAUAUACUCUAGCCAGCGGACUGGAUAAUUAUCCUCGAGCAAAUCCACCACACCCAGGGGAGUUGCAUAUAGGUGCGCUGACCUGGGUUAGUUCCAUGGCCGGUUCACUGCAUCAAGUUUCGGCAUAUCUGGACCAAAAAGACGACCAGGAGAAGCAUGUCCAACAAGCACGGGCAAUAAAGCAUAAUUUCGAGACUGCAUUGAACGAUAUGCAUACCCUAGUGUGUCGUAAGGGAUACAUCUCACUGUUUCCUUUUCUGCUCGGGCUGCUUGAACCCGACCAUCAUCAUCUAAAUGCUGUUCUUACUUUGAUCAAUGAUGAGGGUGGGCUUUGGAGCAAGCAUGGAAUUCGCAGCCUUAGUAAAAAAGACCAAUUCUAUGGCAAGGACGAAAAUUACUGGCGUAGCCCGGUCUGGAUUCCUAUUAACUAUUUAAUUGUCGAACGACUUCUUGAUCUUGCGCAAUCUCAUGGGCCCUUCCAGCAGAGAGCGCGUGACAUGUACUCCACGCUCCGCCGCAACCUUGUAGACACUGUUUACACUUCCUGGCGCAACACCGGUUUUGCUUGGGAACAGUACAAUCCUGAUACAGGAGCUGGCCAGCGAACGCAAGAUUUCACGGGAUGGACCGCACUUGCCGUUAAGAUUAUGGCUUUUCCGAACCUCGAAACAUCGCGACGCUCAGAACCUCUUAUCAACUACUCUCGAUCCACCUUGGCAUCACAGUGGGCUGCAUGGCACGAAAAGUUUUCUGCUUAA